CAUGGAGACGGGACGCGGCCUGGCAGGGCUGCUUUGUGUGUGAAAGCCGGGAGGGGAGAGAGCCGGUCACCGGGAUGAUUCCGGGGAGAGAGGAUCUCUGAUACUGCCAGCAUGUCAGACAUUAUCUGCCAGUGGCUCAAUGAGGAGCUGGGGCUGUCCAGGCGUGUGGAACCUAAGAGUUUUGCCAAAGAGUUUGCCACAGGAUAUCUUAUUGGGGAAGUGCUGCACAAAUAUCAGUUACAAGAUGACUUUGACCAAUUUUCACAGAGCAGAGCAGCCAAUGCCAAGCUAAACAACUUUACCCGAAUUGAGCCCACUAUGCAGCUAUUAGGCAUCUUAUUUGACCAGAAUGUGGCCCAGAAUAUCAUGUCGGAGCAACAUGGAGCUGCCACAAGACUUCUCUACCAGUUAUACAUCGCUUUGCAGAAGAAGAAGAAAGCCGGUCUCACAGGAGUUGCUCUGGAGACCUUGAGACCAGCCGCCCCGGCAAAGCUGCAGAGUAUUGGCACUGAAAUGUAUAGAGAGCGUCUUAAAACAUUGGUCCCUCGACAGACAGAUUUAAAUUUACAACAAGUGACUGAACAGUUUGAUCUAAAAGCAAAAGAGAUGGAUGAGAAGAUGGCCCAAAUACAAAACGAUGAAUUUAAGAAAAUCCAGAAGAUACAAGAGGAACUAAGAAUGCAGGAUAUCGAAAAGCUACGCCGAGCAAGGAGGAGACAAAAUGAAAUAAUGGCUCGAAUUCAGGCUGCAAUUGUGCAGAUUCCCAAACCUCCACUAAACCGAACAUUAAGAGCCAUAGAAGCACAGAAGAUCCUCAGAAAGAAGAAAGAAGCAGAGGAGGUUUACCAAGAACUGGCAAGAUUUGAAAAAUCAGCGAAGAAAGAUGCUCUGAUUAACAGCAUUACACCAAAUGGAAGGAGUCCAACAUUGCAAAGAAUAAAGUCAAAUGGCAGCAUUGGCAGUGGUGUCGUCAAACUAGAAUCUAAUGAUGAUUAUGUAAAAAAAAUCCAGAAAAGGCUUGAAGAGGAUACCAUGGCACGUGAGCAGCGGGAGAAAAGAAGGCGCAGAGUCCUAAUAGAGCAGCUUGGCGCUCAUGGGGCACAGGAGGAAGCAUUUCGGGAGGAACAGCUUAUAAACCGUUUGAUGAGACAAUCUCAGCAGGAGCGCAGAAUCGCCAUCCAGCUAAUGCACAAUCGCCAUGAGAAGGAAAUCAUAAGGCAGAACCGAAUCUUCAGAGAGAAGCAGUAUCAGGAACACCGUGAGAAGGAGUUCCAGGAGGCACUUGAAAGAGAAGCGGCUUUGCAGCAUCAAGCCAAGCUGGAUGCCGAGGAACAAAUGCGGAAAGUUCAGGAACUACACGACCAGAUAGCGGCGGAUCGAGCGCAGGCCCGAUACAAGAAACACUACGGCAUUUGUCAGGAAAUAGUGAACCAGAUUGUGGAUCUAGUGACAAAAACAGGAGAAUACCGAGAACUAACUAACAGGGUCAUACCCAACAAAGUCAUGCGAGAGUGGAAAGAGAUCUUUAUCUCUGGACUCCCCCUGUAUGAAGAAGCUUCCAUAGAUCCUUUACCUUCUGAACCAACUCCUGAACAACUUGUGGAGAUGGAGAAAGACAAUCUACUCAAUGACAAGGACUUUGAAGAGUACAAGAGCAUGUCAGGAGAGUGGAUUUUAUCUGAUGACUCUGAGGUGAAGACACCUGCACCCAACAACAACAUCCUAGGCCAUGUGGUCCAUAGACUGUUGGAUAUUGUCAAUCCGCCCCCACCUAAUACACCACCACCUGGGUUUCCUCCGUUCCCCAUCAAAGGCUGCGUUCUUGGGAAGAUCUUCUCUGGAAAGAGCAACAGCCUCAAGCAUUUGGCAAAAGUUUUCAGCGUUGAGGUGCUUUAUGUGGAUUCCUUAGUAAAAGAGGCCUUACAGGCCUAUAAAGACAAUGAGAUGGAGCAAGAGGUCAUUAUAUCUGCUGAUACAGAUCAAGAGGAACCUCAGGAAAAUAAGCAAAUGACAGAUAAUGUUACUGCUGAAUCGAAUGGCCCAGAGGUGCAAUCUUCUACAAGUAUUCCUGCAAUUACAGAAAAUGAUGAACCUAUAAAUGAAAAAUCGCAUCAUACAGUGCAAAGCUUGACCAAAGAAAACUCUGUUGAGAAGGAAAAUAAGCUGUCAGCCAGGGCCGAGCUGGGCAGAUUGAUGGAGAAAUAUCUGAAGAAGGGAAAAGCUGUGCCCGAUGAGUUACUUGUUGACAUCCUUGUCACAGCAAUCAAUAAGAUUCCAGCAACCUCUGGAUGGGUCAUAGAUGGCUUCCCAGCUACUUUGAAUCAGGCAAAACUGGUAGAGAAAGCUCUUACAGGAUUUGACCCGGACAAAAUGGCAACAAGAAACAAGAAGAAAACGUCAACUCUAGUCAAAGAUCCGGCCGCCCCGCAGGAUCCAACGCCACCUCCUCCAGCGUUUGACUUUGCGGCCUUAAUAGACAUUUCAGACAAUGUAGUGUUACAGCGUUCUGCAGCGUUUUAUGGUCAAGGAGAUGACCCAGCCAAUGCUGCAGGUUCUAAUGGGGAGGACCACAAUCAGAAACUGGAUCAGAUCCAGCACAGAAUUACAGGAUUCCUUGACAACUGGCAGAAACUAGAGGCAUGGUUUUCACUACAGAAUCUCUUAGUCAAAGUAGAUGGAGAAGUGGAGGAAGACACUUUAUACCAGUCAAUGGAGAAUUUAUUUUUAACAGCUCUCUACAAUAAGCAGAAUAAAGAUAAAGAGACUGAGAAGAAGGAAGAGAUUCCACCGAUGCCAGUCACGCCACCAGCUCCCUCUCCACCUCCCACUCCUCCUCCAGAGACCAUCAAAGAACCACGUCCUUCGUCUUCUGAAAAAAAGAAAUCUGCAAAAAAAGGAAAGGGAAGAUCUAAGUCACCAAAAGAUAGUUCUCUAGAUAAAAAAGAAAAGAAGGCAGAUACUCCUCGAGCAAAAGAUUCGGCACCCAAGUCGGCACCCAAGUCACCAAAAGGAUCCCCAAGGGGUCGUUCGCCUGGAAAGAAAAAUAAGUCCGCCCCAGCUACUCCUGAACCUUCACCACCCACACCUCCACCCAUUCAGCCUGGGUCUGCGGAAUGGGUGUAUGUAAGCGAGCCACUUUCUAAGGACAUUCCAGAGUUUCUGGUACCUUACUGGAAGACUAUAGAAAAGGCAUAUGAAGCUGCAAUCAAAGCUGGAUUAAAGAGUAUGAGACAAGAACGCUUCAUUGUAAUUCAUUAUCUUUAUGAUAUAAGGAAUACAUUUAAAGAUUAUCUAAAGCGUCCAGACCAUAAGCAGGACUUUGUCUCCCAGUGGCAAUUUGACUUUAAUAACAUUCCAGAAGAUCUGUGGAAAGAUGAGGAGACAAAAGCAGAACUGCAUCAAAGGCUGGAUGAUCUAAGAGACUGCUUGUGGGACAUCUGUGACAACAGGAAGGAGGAAGCUGAGCAGGAGCAAGCGGGCAUCAUGAACGAAGGCUGGCUGCAGGAUCACCUAGGAAUCCUCAUGAACCACUUCUUUUCCUUGAUGCAGGCAGAAGUUGACCGAUUUCAAGAUACAAUGAGAUUUCUUCAUGAUUAUUAUCAAGGAAUGGAGAACAAAAUUCCACCUGAAAACAGCCAGGAAUUUGCCCGUAUUCCUUUGGUCGAUAUCAUUAAUUCCAGUGUACAGGAGGAACCUGAACUGCCCAAAAGGAUUCCACUUGUUCCUCGAAGAACUCAGUCCCCGGGACAGAGCUCCGCCAAGCAGAGAAAUAAGCAUGCCACAAUGAAAGGAAAAGACGAUCCCUCCUUGGAGAGCCGUGGACACAUCUCUGAAACUGAUCAGAAAAUUAUUCAUGACACUUGGCAAACAGCAUUAUCUGCCAUUACAAAUAUGGUGACUCUUGAAAAAGAAGCUCUAGAAGCAGAAGGGGAGAAGGAACGACAGAUGAUGGAAGUCAGGGAGAAAGAGCGGCUUAAAGCUUCCAGAGACAGCGUAAAAGGGGCAAAAAAGAAGUCUCCAAAGUCACCAAACAGAAAAAAAGGAGGAAAGUCUCCUGGACCUGCAACCCCCUCGCCUUCCCCUUCAGCGCCCGAGGACAACACAGAGCUGCAGAGGCAACAGGAAUUGCAAAUGAAAAUGAAGCAAGAAUAUUUUGCUGCACUGGAAUCUGAAGAGGUAGCUGUGAACGCUCGGAUUGAACUGAUAAAAACAAAGGCCUUGGAAGUGUACCAGGACAUGUUAUCAAAAGCACAGCAGGCUUAUAAAGACAUGAACAUGUGGCUGGGGGCUCGAUUCCUUGCUGAGAUGUCAAGUAUUGACAAGUUGAUUCUGACUGCUCGUCACCACAUUGAAACAAGCACUAAGAUACAGUAUGAACUAGUCCUGGAGCAAACUGAUUUCUAUAUCAGCUCUGAUGUCAAAGUUUUCCCAGAUCCCAUCCCACCUCCCAGACCUCCUCCGAUGGAAAUGCCCUACAAUGGCACUCUGACCAUAUCUCAGCUUUACAGAUUACAUCGUCAGUUUCUGCAGAUGGCUCCUGAAGGUAUAAUAUCAGAUAAGAAAUUUGCAGAAAUUCUCAUGGAUCUUACGUCAAUGAAUCUUGGAGAUGACACUCUUCCGGAUCUGUGGAUGCAUCUUACUCUUCCUGAGAUACAUGAAAUGACCUCGGCCCUGUCACUGGGCUCAGACAUGAUGAACUGGCGUAAGUUCCUGUUAGCUGCAUCCUUACCUUGGCCGUACCCCUCAUUGCUCCAACUUCUGGAGACCCUGCAGAGAUUUCAGGCUACAGAUCCGGAUAUGUGUGGCGUAGUGGAUGAGGAAACUUACAGUCAGGUCGAGCUGUGGUUUACAGGAAAAAAUGAAGAAAUGGUUCCUGAAGACCCAACAGAACCUCUGCCAUUUAAUAGGCUAGAACAUCUUAUAAAGUUUUUCUUUGACUUGUUCGCCAACCAGGAAGCACAGCAUGCUCAGCUUCACUAUGUGGCUAUGUUGUUAUACUUCGCCUCCCAUCCAGAUCCCACAGAGGGAUUCUACAGAGCGCUCAGUGUUGUCAAAGGAAAACAAAUAGUGAUUAAAACAGAUGACAACUCGCUUGUGAAGUCUGUUCCAAAUAUGGGUAUUUUUGAAGACGGUAGAGAUGAGAUUAUGGGAAAUGAGGAUGAAAUGCUGAAAGACACAGAAGAGGUCACUGUCACUCUGGAGGAAGUCCUGCAAGUGUUUGAGCAUGGAGCUGGAGAUGAUGGAGAAAGUCACAGGUUUUACUCCCGCGAAAAAGAAGCAAGUGGUGAUUACAAGAGUAUCCAGCGCAUAUUCAGUGAAAUAAACGCAGACGGUGGCGCAGUGCCUGUCACCUCUCUCCUGAAACACCCUGCUUUUUGUGAUCUUGUUGAAAGCUGUCAAAACUAUAAGCUUCCUGACAUCCAGAGCACACUACAGAAAUCCAAAGUGACACCCUCGAGUGAAGGAGACACCCUAACAUCCAGCAUCACUGGAGUAUAAUACACAAUGCAUAUGCCAUAUAAACUCAUUCUGCAAGGAUUCUGCCAGCAACAAUAUGUUUUGGUGCUGGAGAUUAUGUUUACUUGUAUUUCUAUUUGAAAAUUUAUUUUAGAUUUUUUUUUAAAGUUUUGAUUUUGUAUUAAAUACAAAAUCAAACAUUUAUCAUAUUGCA
Messenger RNA from Rana temporaria (common frog), 5671 nucleotides. RefSeq names its product sperm flagellar 2 (gene SPEF2). Gene Ontology annotation, molecular function: protein binding. The coding region runs from base 112 to 5499 and encodes 1795 amino acids. Gene Ontology annotation, cellular component: manchette; sperm midpiece. The record is from RefSeq and is a predicted model, not a curated record. Gene Ontology annotation, biological process: sperm axoneme assembly. The transcript is spliced from 37 exons. Lineage: Eukaryota; Metazoa; Chordata; Amphibia; Anura; Ranidae.